AUGGGCAAAGAUGAAUUCGAGGGCAAGACAGAAUGGUGCAAUUUGAAGCUGGGAUUUGGGCAAUUAGCGGAUCCGGAGGGGAUAUUCAUGAAGUGCAAAAACAGCGAUAUAUCCCAAGGAUGGAUGGUCAAUGCGUACGUAGCACCGACGAGGCAUGCUGAUGUCAUCAGGAUAUGCCCACCCUUUCCAUCAUAUGCUGCAGAAAAGAUGGGGCCGGAUGCUUCGAAGGUCGACCCUCAGUAA
This is a messenger RNA of Letharia columbiana, 243 nucleotides long. RefSeq lists its product as uncharacterized. Lineage: Eukaryota; Fungi; Ascomycota; Lecanoromycetes; Lecanorales; Parmeliaceae. Bases 1 to 243 code for a protein of 80 amino acids. The transcript is spliced from 3 exons. The record is from RefSeq and is a predicted model, not a curated record.